Molecule: messenger RNA, 1026 nt
Organism: Pestalotiopsis fici W106-1
Lineage: Eukaryota; Fungi; Ascomycota; Sordariomycetes; Amphisphaeriales; Sporocadaceae
Exons: 5
Coding region: 1-1026 (341 amino acids)
Source: RefSeq, a predicted model, not a curated record
AUGGGUUCAAUAUUCCUAACAGGUGCAUCAGGCUAUAUCGGUGGCCAGGUUUUGAACGAAAUUAUUCAAAACUCGCCUGACCAACCCAUCACUUUGCUUCUUCGAGAUGAGCACAAGGCCAAACUCAUUAGGGACAAGUUCAAGAAGGUGAAUGUUGUCAUUGGUGACCUUGACGAUGACGACCUGCUGGAGCGAGAGGCUUCCAAGGCAUCAAUAGUACUGCAUCUCGCUUCUGCAGGCCACUUGAAGAGCGUCCAAUCAAUUCACCGCGGACUGAAAAAGAGACAAGCAUCAGAACCUGCAUACUGGAUCCAGGUCUCUGGAGCCAGUGCCCUGGCCGCUGCAGAAUUGGCCUCUCCUUCCUUUAGUCCUGGAUCUGGCUCUUCAGAUGUUUUUGACGAUAUUGAAGAUGCUUCCAAGUUUAUCAAAUUGCUUCGUGACCACAAGACGCGUGCAGUCGACAACUACAUUCUAUAUGUUGGCUCACAGGAACCAUCAAUUGAGACGGCCCUCGUCUUUCCACCCAUCAUCUAUGGCGUUGGAGAGGGUGUUACCAACCAGCGCAGCAUCCAGAUUCCAGAACUCGCACGAGUGACUCUGGAAAGAGGACACGGCGUACGAGUUGGCCCAGGUCUGAACAAAUGGGGCAAUGUCCACAUCCGAGACUUGGGAAGGCUCUUUGGCGCCUUGGUUGAUGCAACUUCAAAGCCCAAAAGCGACUUCAAGCUAUGGAACAAAGAUGGACUGUACUUGACAGGCGUGGGUGAAAUUUCAUUUGGAGAAAUAUCAGAAAAGGUUGCGCGUACUGCCGUUGAACAGGGUUUCAACACCAAAGACACAGUCGAAGAGCUACACAAGCCGGACAUUGAUACUGUGCUGCCACAUGGAUCCGUCAUCUAUGGUACCAAUGCCAGAUCCAAGGCUCGCCGGGCCAGAGAGCACCUUGGAUGGACUCCCCGCGAGGAAUCGUUGGAGGCGGACAUUCCAAACACAGUUGCCAUUGAAGCGAAGAGACGACAAAAUUAG